AUAUUUACCUACAUUAACAGAUUGUAAUUCUCUAUAUAAAUUUCAAAAAGUAUGAAGAAUGAAUAUAUUCAAAGCAGCAAAAAGCAUCGCGUUAAAACAAAGAAAAAACGGUUAUUGGUAGGAGAAAAACAUCUGACAAUAAUUAGUUAAUUACUGUUUCUUAUUCACUACCAGACGAAAGGUUGUUAUCAUAUUUACCACAACAUCAGUGUUUAUAUUUUACAAUUACCAGUACAAUGGCUGAGAAAGAAACGUUGAUUAAACAUAUAAGAAAACUAUUACAUAAACUUUCACUAACGGAAAAGUUAAUAAACAUAACACCCAGUGCAUUAAGUGGGGAUGGUUAUUUAGGUAUGAUUACAAAAGUAUAUCUGGUAGCAGUGAAUAAUAAUGGGUCAACCAAAACAUUAAAUUUAAUAGUGAAAAGUGCUACAGCAAACCCUGGUGUUCGAAGCCAACUAAGAAUCGAUGUGGCGUUCAAAACCGAAUCGAUCUUUUACGAAAAAAUCUUCACUGUUUUUGACCGGCUUCAAACGGAAAAUGGGAUCACAGAACCAUUUAUAUCUGUCCCAUGUUACUAUACGUGUACGGAUUAUUUGGACGAAACCCUUAUUUUAGAAGACAUGAAGGAACAAAAUUAUUUGAUGUACAAAAAAUCGACUAGCCUAGAUUACGACCACAUAAUCUUAUCUUUAAAAACUUACGCCAAGUUUCACGCUCUGUCUUUUGCCCUUCGCGAUCAAAAAUCGGAUAUUUUUGAACAACUGAGACAAGAAGUUAAAACAACAUUCACCAAUUCGCAUCCUAAAGAAUUGUUACAGAAAUUUAUGGAAAGUAGUAAUGCAGACUUGUUAGCAUCAUUAAGCCAGGAUGAAAGAAUUCAAAAUAAAAUGAAAGAAAUCGUUAAAAGAAGUGUUGAAACACUACUGGACGAAGGGACACAAGAAAAUGAAUAUUGUGUUUUUAUUCACGGUGAUUGUUGGUUAAACAAUCUUUUGUUUAAAUAUGGGAAUUCUCUGAAGCCCAACACUCCUACAGAAAUGCGCCUUUUGGAUUUUCAAUUUUCAACGGUGGCUUCUCCCGCAUCAGAAGUUUCCUCAUUCUUUUUCAUAAACAUUGCCAACGAAUUACUCGUUGAUAAGCACGAUCAAUUUUUGGAAUUGUACCACAAAACUCUUUCCGACUUUCUCGUAAAGUUGGGUAGUGACCCUAAUAAGCUGUUCCCGUGGGACGGUCUCAAGCAACAAAUGAAAAAGUAUUCUAUACGAGGAUUGUUAUCAAGUCUUCAAGCCAUUAGAUUAUUAAGAGUUGAAUCUGAUAAAUUGCCCAAUCUAAACAAUUGUACUGAUUUUGAUGAUGUUGUAAAACAAUUCGAUACUUCUUUUGAAAAGAAUGAAGAUUAUUAUAAAGCCCUUAGAGAUAUUUCGUUACUUUGUGAUAAAUUAGGAUACAUUUAAUGAGUACUUAUUAAAUAUAUGUAUUCUUGGUAAUAUUGUAAUUACAUAAUUAAAAUGUAUCUAAAAACUUUUAUUAGUUUCUUUUUAAAUACAUCAUUACUAAUUGUUGUUAAGCAAGUAUCAACUAUAUAAUUAAUAAUAAGUCGGAAGUACAAUGGAAUUCGUUUAUUAUGACUCCG
This is a messenger RNA of Agrilus planipennis (emerald ash borer), 1636 nucleotides long. RefSeq lists its product as uncharacterized. Bases 237 to 1457 code for a protein of 406 amino acids. Lineage: Eukaryota; Metazoa; Arthropoda; Insecta; Coleoptera; Buprestidae. The record is from RefSeq and is a predicted model, not a curated record. The transcript has 2 exons.